Cordyceps militaris CM01 is the source of this 2214-nucleotide messenger RNA. RefSeq lists its product as uncharacterized. Bases 1 to 2214 code for a protein of 737 amino acids. The record is from RefSeq and is a predicted model, not a curated record. The transcript has a single exon. Lineage: Eukaryota; Fungi; Ascomycota; Sordariomycetes; Hypocreales; Cordycipitaceae.
AUGGCUCGUACACGAAAUACCUCCCGCACAUCCAUUGAAGACACCACCCCACGACGCCAGAACCCGCCGCGCAUAACCAAAAGCCGCAUAACGCAGCUCACAGAUCACUCUACAAGCUCCGAAUUAUCUUCACAAGAAGAUGCGAACGAUAUUGGAAGCCUCAAAUAUUUCGACUAUGAUACAAACGAGUAUGGACCUGCUCGUGGUACAAACAAGACCACCAAAGCCGUCAGCGUCGCAGUUCGAACAGCAAAGGCAGCUUCAACGCGGCAUGGAGCGAGCCGAGCCAAAAAAAGGAAAAGCGUCUCGAGGAGAAAAUCUGACAGCAAGGGAGGCAAAGCAACACCACCAAAACGUAAACGCACACAUACCAGCUGCGGCCCAUCAAGUCCUUCGAAGCGGUCCCGACAGUCGCCCAAACAAGAACGAGAACCCAUAAUAUACUCCGGUAGUAUCAUCCCGAACUGGAGAGAUACCAGAAUUCCCGUCGAAUGCUGGUCGGAUAUAUUUUACUAUGCGGCCUACGAUAGUGCCAUGGGCAGCUUGGCUGCCAACUGGCUGCUCCAAGUCGCCACGAGCUGCCACUUCUUCACUGAACCGGCUAUCGAUACUCUCUAUCGCUAUCCGACGAUCCGACAUAGAGCAAAGGCCAAGAAGCUAGCCAGUUUGCUGGAGCUGCCUGUCGCGGGUACAACAUUCAACUAUCGAUGUAAAAUUGAAGCUUUGCAUCUCGAUAUUCACGUUGUGCCCGCCACCAUCCUAUAUCAGCUGAUUCACCCACUCCCCCGACUCCGAGAGCUCAUCAUCUACACACCUUACGAUCAGCCCCCGUAUAGAGAGCUAGAAAAAAGUAUUCGAUGGCACUAUUCCGCGAAUCUUUUCCAAGCACUCCUUCCCGGGGCGCAGGACGCGACAGAGGCUGCCCUGAAGCCGUACCAUUCGCAACUCAAGAGCUGGGAAUGGAGCGGGCGCCUGGUCGGGGGCUAUGUGGAUGGGUUGAAGGAUAUCAGCCGUAUACACGAGUUGCCAUCUUUCGCAACUCUCACACGCUUGAGCUUUACAAACUUCCAGACACCAUCACUGCGCAAACGCUUGCCCAGAAAUGAGGAUGAAGCGGCAGAAUUUUUCAACGAGGACAGUGCCCACAUCGAAGCCAUCGCCGAAUCUCUCAAUAAACUGCCAGCUCUAUCACAUCUCGUAUUCGAGUCAUCGACUGUCAUGAACGAUCAUAUGCUGACUCUCCUGCCGAGAGGCCUGCUUCAUCUUGAGCUCAUCAACUGCUGGGAAAUUCGUUCCUUUGAUCUUGCGGCUUUCCUGCUAGACAAGGGCGGCGAGAUGCGCAUUCUCAGUCUCCAUCACAACCAGUCACUGGACCUAGGGUUCCUAACCGAUCUCGCCGAAACGUGCCCCAAGCUGCGUGAGCUCGACAUGAAUCUUUCCUAUUACCAGCUUCACGAAUCAGCGAGCGAUUCAGAUCCCAUGUAUGACCAAGUGUUGUUACCUAACCAGGUGCCCCAUUGGCCAUCUAGUAUCCGCGUCAUCAAUAUUGAACACAUUCGUGACUGGUCCGUCGAAGCGGCAGAGAUGUUCUUCCAGACACUCAUCGACAAUGCGCCCAACCUGCCCAAUCUGCGCCACCUCUCCGUGAAGACUAUGCUGGACAUUCCGUGGCAGUCUCGCGCCACAAUGCGCACUGCUUGGCGGGAGAAGAUUGAGAAGGUCUUCUUACGACCAUUGUCCUCACCUCCACGAGACAUAAGAACCCUUCAGCCUAAGGGACCGGAGCAGACUUAUAUGACGCCAACGCCUAAACCGUCGAAGAAAUGCAGCCUACCCCCUACGCCACCGUCUCGUCGCAGCACCAGAUUUGCCGAUCACGAGAGUGCCUCAAGUGAGAACCGCAAGUCAUCACUGCGUAACUCUGGAGGCGUAGUGAUACGGAAGUCCUACCGGGACCCGGACACCGACGAAGACACGCUGCCCGACUCGGAAAGUUCUGACAACGAUGCCAGUAACGAUCACAGUGACAUGGCAUCGUCAGAUACUCCCUUGCCGGAACACGGACUGUGCAAGACUGUCAAUAUUGUAUUCGACAACCAGAAGGUGCGUGAGCUGCAGUACGGCAUGGAGGACUUCCAGACGGACAACAAUGGCUCCGACGAUGAUGAGUGGGACGGCGACUACGAAUCUGAUGAUCCCGUCCUACAGUUUUAA